Myxozyma melibiosi is the source of this 817-nucleotide messenger RNA. Its product is annotated as G-protein gamma-like domain-containing protein. The record is from RefSeq and is a predicted model, not a curated record. Gene Ontology annotation, cellular component: heterotrimeric G-protein complex. Gene Ontology annotation, biological process: G protein-coupled receptor signaling pathway. Bases 308 to 568 code for a protein of 86 amino acids. NCBI's taxonomy places the organism in Eukaryota, Fungi, Ascomycota, Lipomycetes, Lipomycetales, Lipomycetaceae. Gene Ontology annotation, molecular function: G-protein beta-subunit binding. The transcript is spliced from 2 exons.
AUUACAUAACAAUCCAAAGCACCGGUAGACCUACGCCUACGCAGAUAAGCCGAGAGCCACAACUGAACACCCACCACCAAGACAUCCGCCGCAAAAGACAGGCUCUUCACAAAAGAUCCAGGGCAAAGGCAGCAGAGCGCGGGUGCGAGAGAACGCGGACUCUGCCUUAUAACGCACGAUCGAGCACGAAGAAGAAGAAGAGAAGAAACAAGGACAGAGAGAGAACCCACCGUGUUAGUCCCUAAUCCUCACCACCACCACCACCACUUCCUGCACUUCUUGAGCACACACACAUCUACUACCAACAAUGGUCAAUUUUGGAAACGCAGGCGGCGUGCGCGAUCGGGCGAAUCCCGAACUCAAGCUGCAGCGCAUGAUCCAGGUGCGGGAUCAAGUCCUCGACGAGCUCAACCGCGACCGUGUUCCGGCUUCUGAGUCCUGUGCCAGAAUCAUAAACUACACAAAAAACACAAAAGACUACAUGAUUCCCUCCUCCUUUCCCGACAAGCGCGAAGAUCCAUAUAACCCCGUCGUCAAGCAGUCUUCCGGAUGUUGCAUCAUAAUGUAAUCGCAAAGAAAAAACAACAACAGACUACACGUAUACACGUAUAGAUACGUGUAGUCUGCCAUAUUCCUCCUCUCCUCCUACACAGUACCUACGGCCACUAUAGUCGCAUACUCGCGACGGCUGGCUUCUUUGUCCUUUGUCAUUAAUGAUCGGUGUAUUAUAGAGUAUUCAUGUUUCACGUUUGGUUGUUUGUCUGUUCUCUAAUAUGCGCGUCUGUUUGUUUAUCGUGUUGUUUAUUAAUGUCGUCUC